This is a messenger RNA of Patella vulgata (common limpet), 6547 nucleotides long. RefSeq names its product phospholipid-transporting ATPase ABCA3. Gene Ontology annotation, biological process: lipid transport; transmembrane transport. The transcript is spliced from 19 exons. Lineage: Eukaryota; Metazoa; Mollusca; Gastropoda; Patellidae. Gene Ontology annotation, cellular component: intracellular membrane-bounded organelle; membrane. Bases 168 to 5270 code for a protein of 1700 amino acids. The record is from RefSeq and is a predicted model, not a curated record. Gene Ontology annotation, molecular function: ATP binding; ATP hydrolysis activity; lipid carrier activity.
UUGUAGGCUGAUUCUAUGGGUAAUUGCUCAUACAGGCGAUAAGAUAGAAUAUUGCUAUAUAUAGUUGAAUACAUGUAAUACCGGUGUGAUUCGAUAUUAAACAACAUCUUAUUUAUAACGAAACCGUAUAUUUAGUUCAGGUUAUGAGGAAAUACAAGUGAUCGAAAAUGAUGAAGUUUUUCAGACAAGUUGGUAUUUUGUUAUGGAAGAAUUCUUUAAUACAAAGAAGGAAAAUCUGUGCGUCGGUUGUGGAGGUGUUAUCUCCCCUUCUUCUUGUCACCAUACUGGUUCUAAUCCGUCUGACGGUACCGGAUAAUAAAAUAUAUCCUCCUAAAGUAUACGAAGCUGUUGAUCUUACAAUACAUGAAAAUUGGUUUGGUGGAUUGCUAUUCUAUUACGCACCAAAAACCCCAAUAGUCGAUGAUAUUAUGCACAAUUUUAUUACAACCCUUACUAACGAUGAUGUAAAAGGUUCCAGAAAAUACAAUGCUACUGGAUUUAUUAGUGAGGCUGACUUAUUGAAAUAUGCCACAAAUAACUCGGACUAUUUAGAAAUGGCGUUCGUGUUUGACAACAUAACUACAGAAACUAAGACUCUACCCAGAAACGUACAAUAUGCUUUAAGGCCUAAAUCUAAUAACGAUUGGAAUACAGGUUCUAAUUUUCCUGUUUUUGGAAUGCAGGAUGGAUCUUAUAGUACGAAUGAUGAAUAUAUCAGAGAAAGAUUUGUGCAUUAUCAAAGAUAUUUGGAUGCCGAGAUUAUCAAAUACUGGGUACCAACAUCUAAUUUAACAGAUUAUGACUAUUCCAUCCAACAGAUGCCUUAUCCGGCAUAUGAAAACGAUCAAACCAUAUCGUCUGUUCAGUUCAUGUUUCCUCUAAUACUGUGUUUUAGUUUUAUCGUUAGUGUCUUCAUCACAGCUAAAAAUAUCAUCUAUGAAAAGGAGAAUAAUUUGAAGGAAUCGAUGAAAAUGAUGGGCCUGACAAGUUCAGCGAAUUGGACGGCGUGGUUUUUGACAGUGUUUAUAUACCUAUUUGUAGCUGUGGUAUUUUAUACGAUGGUUAUGUUAAUACCAAUAGAGGGAAAGAGUCGUGUUCUAGCCCAUUCAGAUAUGUCGGUCAUCUUUGUGUUUCUGUUGUGUUAUGUUACUUCUAUUAUAUCAUUUUGUUUUCUAGUCAGCGUUUUCUUUGAUAGAGCAAAUCUUGGAGCUUCUGUUACUGGAAUUUUAUACUUCUUGUCCUUUGUGCCAUUUUUUGUUAUCUUUGUAAAGUACAAGAGUAUGAGCCGAAGUGAAAAACUUGGUGCAAGUAUUUUGUCGAACACAGCUAUGGGGAUUGGAGGAUAUAUCAUUGGAUUUUACGAACAGAUAGGUGAAGGUGUUCAGUGGAGCAACAUAGCUUCUCCAGCAUAUUUCCAGGACAAUUAUUGCAUGUUAGACGCCAUGUUGAUGUUGCUAGGUGACAGUGCUAUUUACCUCACAAUAAUGUGGUAUAUUGAAAAUGUUCAUCCUGGAAAACAUGGAGUCCCAAGGCCAUUGUAUUUUCCUUUUACGAGAAGUUACUGGUGUGGAACAAGCCCUGUAUACUACAAUAAAAAUAAGCAAACGCCGAAAGACUCAAAAUUCUUUGAGAAAGAACCAACUGGAUGUCAGGCUGGGAUAGUGAUAUCCGACCUUACAAAGGAGUUUAAAUCUAGAGGUGGAAAGAAGAAUAUAGCUGUUGAUAAUAUGAAUCUGAACGUGUAUCAAGGGCAGAUAACUGUGUUAUUAGGUCAUAAUGGCGCUGGUAAAACUACAACCAUGUCAAUGUUAACUGGAUUUAUUCCACCGACAUCAGGUAAAGCGACUGUAAACGGUCAUGAUAUAACAACUGAUAUAGAUGGUGUUAGAGAAAGCCUGGGAUUAUGUCCACAACAUAAUAUACUCUUUGAUACCCUAACAGUAGAUGAACAUCUAGAAUUCUUCCUAUUGCUAAAGGGAGGUAAUCGAACUAUGGUAAAACAAGAGAUACAGACUACAAUUCAAGAAAUUGGAUUAGAACCGAAACGAAAUACUCGAUCCCAGAACCUGUCUGGUGGACAGAAGAGAAAAUUAUCACUUGGCAUUGCUUUAAUUGGUGGAUCACAGACUGUUAUUUUGGACGAACCUACAUCAGGAAUGGACCCGGCAGCAAGAAGACAAACUUGGGACAUUCUACAAAGAAACCGAUCUUCAAGAACGAUUCUGCUUACAACUCAUUUUAUGGACGAGGCUGAUCUGCUAGGAGACAGAAUCGCCAUAAUGGCGGAUGGAAGAGUUCAUUGCUGUGGAGGAUCCCAUUUCCUGAAACAGCUUUACGGAAGUGGUUAUCAUUUAAUCAUGGUGAAAUCAGAAACAUGUGAUGUUAGUGUGGUGACGCAACUUGUCCAGAGUCACAUCCCAUCAGCUACCCUGGAGAGUGAGAUUAGUGCUGAGAUAUCCUACCUUUUACCCAAUGAAGCUUCUCCUAAAUUCUCUCCUCUCUUUAAAGACAUCGAGAUAAAGAAAGACGAGUUGGGUAUUAAUAGUUUUGGCACCACUGCCACCACUAUGGAGGAAGUUUUUCUCAAGGUAGGAAAUGAGGUUGAUGAUGUGGCUGACAAUGAUGAAGAUGAUAAUGCUAGACUCUACAGGUUUCAAAAUCUAAGAUACACCAACAAUGAAUUACCAGAAACAUCGUCAUCAAAUAAUAUUGACGUUGAAGAAGAUAUUCUUGCUUUUAAUCAGGGUUUAAGAAAAGUUACAGGAAUACAACUUGAGCUGCACAGGUUUUAUGGCAUGUUUAUAAAGAAAGCUAUCCAUACCUGGAGAAACAAACUAGUCACUGUAUUCCAGUUCCUGAUUCCCGUUUUAUUUACCAUUCUAGCGCUAGCUGUAUCAAUUGAUACCCCGAAUUAUUAUACAGAACAGGGUCAACAACCAUCUUUAACAUUGGACUUAAAACCAUUUAGUAGUUCUAUUACUGCUUAUGGCGAGUCGGCCAGUUCAAAUGUAACCGAUGAAUUGAGUAACAAAUAUUCGGGACUGUUUUCAGCAGGGGAGGCAACCGAACAUGUAACACAUCAACAAGCCCAAAACUUCACAAAGUAUUUCCUGGAUAUGGCCAAACAGUUAAAAACAGACGUGUAUACGAGUAGGAUGGUAAUAGGAGCCGAUUUUGUUUCAGUUAAUACAAAAACAACAUCAAUUAGAGGUUUUUAUAAUGGGAAACCAUAUCAUUCGCCUGGGAUUGCUGUUUCAUUUAUGAUGAAUGCCUUAGCUAAAGUGGUGUCUUCAGACGAUACUGUUUCCAUAACAACUCGGAAUCACCCCUUGCCUCAACCAACUUCCAAUAAUUAUGAUUAUGGUAGUGAUUCUGUUACUAACGGGUUUCUCAUUGGAUUCUGUAUGAUGUUUGGGAUGUGUUUUCUAGCCAGUAGUUUAUCAGUAUUCCUUAUUAAAGAAAGACAAGUUGGCGCUAAACAUCUACAGAAAGUCAGUGGUGUGGGACCAGUCGUUUAUUGGUUGGCUAACAUCACGUGGGAUUUUAUUAAUUACAUGAUGCCAUCUCUGCUUAUUAUUAUAGCUUUUGCCAGUUAUGGAAACGUUGAAUUUAAUUCUGGAUCAAAUCUAUCCUACGUAUUUCUGGUUCUGUUCAUGUAUGGCCUGGCUGUGAUACCAUUUAUAUACACGUUACAAUUUAUGUUUAAAACGCCACCUGGUGGAAUGGCAGCCAUUAUUAUAUUCAGCAUUUUUUCUGGGGCACUGUCAAUAAUGACCGUAUAUAUUUUAAGUUUACGACCUGAUCAACGAGAGACGGCACAGACUCUUGAUGUUCUAUUUUCAAUGUUGUUACCCCACCACAAUCUCGGAUUAUCAUUGUUAAACAUCGUCACGAAUUACAACAAUUUAGAUUAUUGCUCUGAAAAUCCAUGUGAUAAAACACAGAUGUAUAGCUCCUGUUGUCCAGAGGGUUGCCACGACUUUUGUAAAAAAUACGAAAGUAAUUACCUGUCCCUAAAUCGACCCGGUAUUGGAUUAUAUAUUCUCAUGAUGGCCGUUCAAUCUGUAUUAUAUUUCUCCAUUACUUUGUGUAUCGAAGGUCGUAUACCUCAAAGGAUUUGGUACUAUAUUAGACCCAAUCAACAGCACGCAGAAUCUAUUGUAAAUCCAGCCUACACAUAUUAUGGUGGACAACAAACUGACAGUGACGUAACAAGCGAGGCUAAUCGUGUUCAAAAUAUGGACAUGGAUCGACCUACGGAUUCCUUCAUAUUGAAUGAUCUGUAUAAAAGAUAUGGGAAUUUUGUGGCCGUGGAUCAUAUUAGUGUUGGUAUACCGGAUAAAGAAUGCUUUGGUCUCCUGGGACAAAAUGGCGCUGGUAAAACAACAACUUUUAAAAUGUUGACUGGUGAUGUAAUGGUUACCAGUGGCAACGCGUAUUUGAACUCAAACGACAUAAAAUCCAGUAUUCAAAAGGUACAAGAGAAUAUGGGCUACUGUCCACAAUUUGAUGCUCUGAUAGAUCAGAUGACUGGAGUAGAGACAUUAUAUAUGUAUGGAAGACUAAAAGGGAUACCAGAAAACCAACUAAAGGGCGUGGUUUAUAGUUUAAUUGAUAUAUUGAUGUUAAAGAAAUAUGCCAAUAAAUUAACACAAGUAUACAGUGGUGGUAAUAAACGUAAACUAAGUACAGCUAUAGCUUUAAUUGGUGAUCCGGGGUUUAUUUUACUGGAUGAACCUUCAACUGGUGUUGAUCCCAAGGCCAGACGGCAACUGUGGAAUGUUUUAUCUAAGGUUCGAGCUAGUGGGAAAACAUUGAUACUCACUUCACACAGCAUGGAGGAAUGUGAUGCUCUGUGUACAAGAGUAGCCAUCAUGGUUAAUGGAAGUUUCAAAUGUUUAGGAAGUCCACAACAUUUAAAGAAUAAAUUCGGUCAGGGCUACACCUUGAUCUGUAGAAUGAAAACCAAUGAAGAUGAUGGAGUGACGUCACCAAUUGAGCCAUUGGUGCAGUUCAUUAAAAGUAAUUUCCCAUCAGCCAUUGUGUUUGAUGAUCACCAAGGUUACGCUCAUUUCCAGAUUCCGGAUAAUAACACACCUUUAGCAGGUGUAUUUGAUGUGAUGGAAGAAUCAAAGAGUGAAUAUUCCGUAGAGGAUUAUUCUGUUCAUCAGACAACUUUAGAACAAGUAUUUCUGGCUUUUGCUGGAAAACAAAUUCCACCACAUGAAGAUAAAAUUUCUAUUUGUAAACGUAUAUGUUGUUGUUGCUAGGGAAACCAAUUGAUAUCUAAUCUAUGAUAGGUAACCGAUUGAUUGUUGAUUGGAAGUGAUCGUGUAAGCACCGUAUCGUAACUCACGUACCAUAUUGUUCAUAUAGAGGACGAAUGUUAUGAUUUUAGCGAAACGAAGAAGUUGUAAGAAUUGACGUAUUAGUUGUCAUACAAGAUAGAAAGAGAUGAUAUGUGUAUAUAUUUGUUUAUUGUUGAUACGAAUAUGUAUGCAUCGUAAUGAUACUAAUUGACAUAUUUAUUUAUUGUUGGUAAAUAUGGAUGCAUAUGUGAUUAAGUGACGGAUAUAAAUAAUUUUUGUGAAAUCCAAUUAAUUUAUUUUAAAAAUAAAUACUCAAUUGGUAUAUAAUAUAAGGCUAUUAUGGAAUGUAAUGAACGACGGUAUCAUUAACAAGUUCAUGUGACACUAUCAAUAACUUUAAACGGGCGGGGGACUCAAAGUGGUUGGUGCGUAUCUCGCACCUAAUCGUGGUCAAUGCAUAGUCAGUUCACCCAAGUACGUGUUGUCUGUGCACCCCACAUUGGGUUCAAACAAAUGUCAUGUAUAUUCAUGUUAACACCUAAUAUAGCUUAAACUUAUUAUCACCCAAAUAAUCACUUUAGUCUCAGAUGAAUCAGCAAUUAUCUAUCUAUAUUAUUGUUUUGAAAUAAAUAUAUCACAGUUGUCAGUUCUAGAAACACUAAGGAAUAAUGUUCACCAUUUAUUUAUCCGAAAUUGAUCCUCAGUCCAUGUCACAAUUUGUGUCCGAUUUUGACGAAACUUGAAAUAUAGCUCUAUUUACCAAUGACCUUGGUUCCCUUCGAUAUUGGCAUGUAUCGGAAUGUAACGUCAUGGGUUAUGGCCCUUAAUUGUGCGAGAAAUCACAUGUUUAGCUUGCGGGCACUGUAGGAGUCACAAUUGUUAUCCGAUUUGAAAAAUCGAAACGAAACUGCCGGUUCUCGUGCGCAAAUAGUGUAAAAGUAUGUAAUACCAAGGUCGUUGACCCUCUAGAGGUUACAAUUUUGAUCCGACUUUGAUGAAACUUCCAUUAUAUGUUUAUAUUUACACCCCAAAGAUCUUGGUUCCUUUAGAUAUUGUACAUGUCGGACCGUAUCAUCCUGGAUUAUGGGCCCUGACUGUAAGGAAAAUGGCUUUUGUUAGCUUGUUCUCUGUUCAUCACUUGCUUAAUGUGGGCGUAUUUUGCAACAAUUUAUUAGUUAAUAGUAAAGCUAUUUAUUGUACACUAUCUUGGAAUAAAGUCACAUUUAAUUAUUUUCAGA